GCUGACGUGUUGCUGUCCCAGCGGCGAUGGCGGACGCUUGGGAAGAGAUCCGGCGGUUGGCGGCCGACUUCCAGCGGGCGCAGUUUGCCGAGGCCACGCAGAGGUUGUCAGAGCGGAACUGCAUUGAGAUUGUGACUAAAUUAAUUGCUCAGAAACAGCUAGAAGUAGUUCACACACUUGAUGGAAAGGAGUAUGUCACUCCAGCCCAAAUUAUUAAAGAGAUGAGAGAUGAACUACAUGUCCGAGGUGGUCGAGUAAACAUUGUUGAUCUACAACAGGUAAUUAAUGUGGAUCUGACUCAUAUUGAGAAUAGAAUUAGUGACAUUAUUAAAUCAGAAAAGCAUGUUCAGCUAGUAUUGGGACAACUGAUAGAUGAAAACUAUUUGGAUCGAUUAGCAGAAGAAGUAAAUGAUAAACUGCAAGAAAGUGGUCAAGUAACCAUAUCAGAAUUGUGUAAAACCUAUGACCUUCCUGGAAGUUUCCUGACACAGGCUUUAACUCAGCGAAUUGGCAAAAUUAUCAAUGGGCAUAUUGAUCUUGAUAACAGAGGAGUCAUUUUUACGGAAGCCUUUGUAUCUCGCCAUAAAGCACGUAUCCGAGGACUGUUCAGUGCUAUUACCCGGCCCACAGCAGUGAAUCCUUUGAUUUCAAAAUAUGGAUUUCAAGAGCAGCUUCUUUACUCUGUGCUCGAAGAGCUUGUUACUAGUGGCCGAUUACGAGGCAAUGUGGUUGGUGGGAGACAGGACAAAGCUGUGUUUGUCCCUGAUAUCUACUCCAGAACACAGAGUACUUGGGUGGAUUCCUUCUUCAGGCAGAAUGGCUAUUUAGAAUUUGAUGCUCUGUCCAGACUUGGAAUCCCAGAUGCUGUAAAUUACAUAAAGAAAAGGUAUAAGACUACACAGCUCUUGUUUUUAAAGGCAGCUUGUGUUGGUCAAGGACUUGUGGAUCAGGUGGAAGCAUCAGUAGAAGAAGCCAUCAGCUCUGGAACCUGGGUUGAUAUAUCACCCCUGCUUCCCAGUUCUAUAUCAGUGGAAGAUGCUUCAAUGUUGCUUCAGCAGGUGAUGAGACUAUUCAGCAAACAGUCUUCAGCUACAGUCUUUAGUGACACUGUUGUAGUCAGUGAAAAGUUUAUAACUGACUGUUUAGAUCGGUUCAGUGAACUUAUGCACCAGAAAGCUGAAAAGGAAAUGAAAAAUAAUCCUGUGCAUUUAAUCACUGAAGAAGAUCUGAAACAAUUCUCCAUUUUAGAAAAUGUUAAUACAAAUAAGAAGGAUAAAAAGGAUGAGCGCAGGAGGAAAGCAACAGAGGGUAGUGGAAGUGUGAGAGGAGGCGGUGGGAGCAAUGCCCGAGAAUACAAAAUUAAAAAAAGCAAGAAGAAAGGAAGAAAAGAUGAUGACAGUGAUGAUGAGUCUCAGUCAUCUCACACUGGAAAGAAGAAGACAGAGAUUACUUUUAUGUUCCAGGAUGAGAUUGAAGAUCAUCUGAGAAUACAUGUACAAGAUGCAUCUGAGGAGUUUAUUUCUGAACUUGCUGAAUACUUAAUAAAACCUCUUAAUAAAGCAUAUCUCGAGGUGGUACGUUCAGUGUUCAUGUCUUCAACUUCUGCUUCUGGAGCUGGCAGAAAACGCACAAUCAAAGACUUACAAGAAGAGGUUUCAAACCUAUACAAUAAUAUUAGAUUGUUUGAAAAAGGGAUGAAGUAUUUUGCAGAUGACACUCAAUCUGCUCUUUCCAAGCACUUGCUGAAGACAGUGUGUACUGACAUCACUAACCUCAUUUUCAACUUCUUAGCCUCAGAUUUGAUGAUGGCAGUGGAUGAUCCUGCAACCAUUACAAGUGAAGUAAGAAAAAAAAUUUUAAGUAAAUUGUCAGAAGAAACCAAAGUAGCUCUCACAAAACUCCACAACUCUCUUAAUGAAAAAAGCAUAGAAGAGUUUCUGUCUUGUUUGGAUUCUGCAGCAGAAGCUUGUGAUAUUAUGGUAAAAAAAGGAGACAAAAAAAGAGAAAGGCAAAUACUGUUCCAGCAUCGACAAGCACUGGCUGAACAGCUAAAAGUCACAGAAGACCCUGCUCUUACUUUGCACCUCACAUCAGUCCUGUUAUUUCAGUUCUCAACCCACAGCAUGCUCCAUGCACCUGGAAGAUGUGUUCCACAGAUCAUUGCUUUUCUUAAUCAUAGGAUUCCAGAGGACCAGCAUACUCUUUUGGUAAAGUAUCAAAGUUUGGUUGUAAAGCAGUUAAUCAGCCAAAAUAAGAAGACUGGGCAGGGAGAUGAUCCCUCAAAUGAUGAGUUAGACAAAGAACAGCAGGAUGUCGCCAAUACUACUCGUAAAGAGCUUCAAGAACUUUCUUUAUCCAUUAAGGACCUUGUUCUGAAACCCAGGAAAUCAUCUGUGACAGAAGAGUAGUGAUCUUCUGUGUGUUACUAGUGAGCAUUUUCUCCCUAUGGUUAAGGUUGAAUGAUCACAAGUAAUAGACAUGGCCCCUACUCUCCUGUCAGCCCUUCGCUACACGGAAUUCAAAUAAAAUAGUGGUGAUGUAUUAAAUGUCAACCUUACAAAGA
Molecule: messenger RNA, 2563 nt
Organism: Dipodomys ordii (Ord's kangaroo rat)
Lineage: Eukaryota; Metazoa; Chordata; Mammalia; Rodentia; Heteromyidae
Gene: Ufl1
Product: UFM1-specific ligase 1
Exons: 19
Coding region: 27-2408 (793 amino acids)
Biological process (GO): response to endoplasmic reticulum stress; regulation of proteasomal ubiquitin-dependent protein catabolic process; protein K69-linked ufmylation
Cellular component (GO): endoplasmic reticulum membrane
Molecular function (GO): UFM1 ligase activity
Source: RefSeq, a predicted model, not a curated record